Molecule: messenger RNA, 477 nt
Organism: Aureobasidium namibiae CBS 147.97
Lineage: Eukaryota; Fungi; Ascomycota; Dothideomycetes; Dothideales; Saccotheciaceae
Product: peptidyl-prolyl cis-trans isomerase ppi1
Exons: 2
Coding region: 1-477 (158 amino acids)
Biological process (GO): protein folding; protein peptidyl-prolyl isomerization
Cellular component (GO): catalytic step 2 spliceosome
Molecular function (GO): peptidyl-prolyl cis-trans isomerase activity
Source: RefSeq, a predicted model, not a curated record
AUGGCGCAAAAUGUAGUGCUUGUGACUACCAUGGGCGAGAUCACAGUAGAGCUUUACACCGAACACGCACCAAAGACCUGCCACAACUUUUCCACCCUGGCCAGCAGAGGCUACUACAACACCACCCCCUUCCACCGCAUAAUCCCCUCCUUCAUGAUCCAAGGCGGCGACCCCACCGGCACCGGCCGCGGCGGCGCAUCCAUCUACGGCGACAAAUUCGACGACGAGAUUCACCCUGGACUACGACACACGGGCGCCGGAAUCCUCAGUAUGGCAAACGCAGGGCCGAAUACAAACGGCAGUCAAUUCUUCAUCACGCUGGCGCCGACGCCGUGGUUGGAUGGGAAGCAUACGGUGUUUGGACGCGUCAAGGCGGGCAUGAAGGUCGUGCAGAGGAUGGGGUUGGUCAAGGUUGAUAAGGAGGAUAGGCCGGUGGAGAAGGUGAGUAUUCUGAGUGCGAGGGUUGAGGAGGCUUGA